AUGCAUUUCCGGGAUGCAUCCAUCUACAUGGCUGUCGUUGGUUUGACCUCGACGACGGCUCUCGCUGCCUUGCCCCCUUAUGCCCAGUGCGGCGGCGUCACCUACAAAGGUGACAGUGCCUGCGCUUCUGGCUGGCACUGCGUCAAGUACAACGACUGGUACAGCCAGUGUGUCCCUGGCGGAGAAGCUUCUCCUCCACCUGCCAACACUGCCUCCCCUUCUUCGACUGCUACCUCCGCAAGCCUGUCUAGUGUUGAACCUACUACUUCUCCUUCCCCCUCUCCAGCUGCUGGCUCUGGCGGAAACAGUCCCGCUCCCAAUGUUGCCGGCAGCGGCCGCAAUGGCGCCAAAUGCGAUCUUGAUGCUGCCUUCAAGGCCAAGGGCAAGAAAUACGUUGGUGUUGCCACUGAUCAAUACCGUCUCAGCACUGGCAAGAACAAGGAGAUCAUUGUCGACAACUUUGGCUGUGUUACUCCUGAGAACAGCAUGAAGUGGGAUGCCACUGAGCCCAGCGAGGGCCAAUUCACUCUCGAUGGCGCUAAUGCUCUCGUUUCUUUCGCCACCAGUAACGGCAAACUCAUCCGCGGUCACACUACCGUAUGGCACUCUCAGUUGGCUGCAUGGGUUUCUCAGAUCCGUGACAAGGCCAAGCUCGAAGAGGUCAUGGUUAACCACAUAAAGAAGCUCGUUGGUACCUAUGCUGGCAAGAUCUACGCCUGGGAUGUUGUGAACGAAAUCCUUGACGAGCAAGGUGGCUUCCGAUCCAGUGUCUUCUACAACGUCCUUGGUGAAGGCUUCGUCUCCACCGCUUUCCACGCUGCCCGUCAGGCCGAUCCCCUCGCUAAGCUCUACAUCAACGACUACAACCUUGACGGCGCAAACUACGCCAAGACAAAGGGCAUGAUUAGCCAUGUAGAGAAGUGGAUUGCCGACGGUGUUCCCAUUGACGGAAUCGGCUCCCAAUCCCACAUCAGCUCCCCCGGCACUCUUUUCCCCAUCUCUGGUGUCCCUGCUGCUUUGAAAGCUCUCUGCGGUGCCGCCCCCGAGUGUGCCAUAACUGAGUUGGAUAUCAACUACGGUAAGCCCGCCGAUUGGGUCACCGUCUUCGAUGGUUGUCUCGAUAUCAAAAACUGUGUCGGUAUCACUGUUUGGGGUGUUUCUGACAAAGACUCUUGGAUCGGUGCUGCCGGUGGACCUCUCCUGUUCGACAGCUCCUUCCAGGCUAAACCCUCUUACAAUGAGCUUUGCUCUGCUCUUGCUUGA
This is a messenger RNA of Bipolaris maydis ATCC 48331, 1263 nucleotides long. RefSeq names its product glycoside hydrolase. Gene Ontology annotation, molecular function: cellulose binding; hydrolase activity, hydrolyzing O-glycosyl compounds. Gene Ontology annotation, biological process: carbohydrate metabolic process. Gene Ontology annotation, cellular component: extracellular region. NCBI's taxonomy places the organism in Eukaryota, Fungi, Ascomycota, Dothideomycetes, Pleosporales, Pleosporaceae. The record is from RefSeq and is a predicted model, not a curated record.